Belonocnema kinseyi is the source of this 988-nucleotide messenger RNA. RefSeq names its product ras-related protein Rab-21 (gene Rab21). Bases 274 to 954 code for a protein of 226 amino acids. The record is from RefSeq and is a predicted model, not a curated record. The transcript has 5 exons. NCBI's taxonomy places the organism in Eukaryota, Metazoa, Arthropoda, Insecta, Hymenoptera, Cynipidae. Gene Ontology annotation, biological process: Rab protein signal transduction. Gene Ontology annotation, molecular function: GTP binding; GTPase activity.
AUAUUCUGGCUGGAUUAAAAAUUAAUCCUUCGUUUUUCCCAAGACACCUUUUUUCUUUUUUGUCAGUAUUGUUUCACAAGUCGAGAGUUUUUCGAAAAUAAAUAAAUCUCGAAGAACUAGUCGCCAUCUGUCGUCGCAUUUUACAAAGAUUUCAAGAAAAGAGCCGGUGUUUUCACACCUCAAUUUCUCAUCACUGUCCUUCCAUGAUCUGAGGAAUUAUAAAUCUGUCAUUUAUGUGGAUAUUUUGGGCGAAUUUGAUUUGAGACUCGAAAUAUGGCCAGUUCCACAAGCAACAACAGGAAUGGGUUAUAUGAUUUUAAAGUCGUGUUGCUCGGUGAAGGAUGUGUUGGGAAAACCUCAGUUGCUCUGCGAUAUGUGGAAGAUAAAUUCAAUGACAAACAUAUUUCCACGGUUCCCACUAUUCAGGCGUCAUACCUGAAGAAAAAGUUAAAUAUCAGCGGAAAGAGGGUAAAUCUUGCAAUAUGGGACACAGCAGGACAGGAAAAAUUUCAUUCCUUAGGACCAAUUUAUUAUCGAAUGUCAAAUGGAGCAAUUCUAGUCUACGACAUAACGGAUAAAGCGUCAUUUCAAAAAGUAAAGAACUGGGUGAAGGAACUAAAAAAAAUGCUGGGAAGUGAUAUUUGCCUGGCAAUAGCUGGAAAUAAGGUCGAUUUAGAAAAGGAGAGGAAUGUCUCUAUAGAAGAAGCAGAAGAGUAUGCAAACCAAGUUGGUGCUUCUCACUUCAGUACGUCAGCCAAAUUAAAUCAGAACAUAGAGGAGAUGUUUUUUGACUUGACAAAGCGUAUGAUGGCCCAUAAAGACGAGAUUGAAGAAUUGUCAACUCUCACAAGAACCAACAGCACUAGACGCAAUGUCGUUGUUGUAGAAGAUGAAUCAGAAGAAAGCCAACCAGCCAAAAGUUCGUGUUGUGGUGGUUCAUCGCAGAGCUCGUAAUUUUAAUUUCGGAAAACAAAAAAAAAAGAAAAAA